UAAUAUUUCUAAACUUCAUCCCAGGUUAGCCUUUUUUUAUCAGGAAGGAAGAAUGAGAAAGCACUUUGCAUGUACUCACCACACUCAGGUCUGUAAAACUUUCAUCCACAGCAGAAAGCUGGCCAUCUUUGGAAUUAUUUUUCUUCAGUUCUUGUAAAUAGAAAUAAUUUUUUCUCCCAGAUUUAAAUGAAAGCUACAGUGAUGUGUAAACUAUUACAGAAAAGGAAAGGAUUAUGAAACAAAGCAAACUCAAUAAAUUUUUUUUUAAAUUUUUGCAUACUGAGUAUAAAAAGAAGGAAAAAGGGGCUUAAAACUCUUUAACAACCCAGAUUUCUAAAAGGGAGAGUUGCUCUUUGAAGUUUAUUAUUUUAGGGUUCCUCUGGAAUACUGAUGGGAUUGACUUUCCUAGUACAGAUUCCCUUCAGCAUAUUAUUUUACAUUUACAGAAAAUUGAGUACUGGUAGCUGUAAGAUCUGGGAUAGAUCACCUAACCUUGUUAAGCCUCUUCAGUAUGUAAACAAGUGAAAGAACUGAGAUCAAAAGGAUUUUCUUAUGCCUCUUUCUACUGUGACAGUCUAAGGUUUAUAAAAUUAUGUAAGCAGGUAAAUAUAGCCCUCUAGUGGUUGUGUUACAUGCUUGCAGUGUUAACUUUGGUGCAUCUAGUAUUUCUCUCAAGUUUUUAUGGAUUUUUAAGAAAUACAUUUCUCACCUUUUCUUAACUGUUACAUGGCAUAAAAAAAGCAUCGAAAAGAACGCAUUAAUGACAAUUUGUUCUAAUAAGUAAUAUUUGUACGUGUUAGAUUAUAACCCACUUUUGAGGUUAUAACAAUACAGUCCAUAAUAUGGAAACUGCCUUGUACUUCACAGGGUCAGUGAAUCCAGAUACUUUUUCUUAUAUGUACUGUGAUUAUCAUCAGAUAAUAUUGAUUACUUAUGUGCAUAUCAAAGGGUUGGGUAAAAUGAGAUGGAGGAUGGUGAGUAAAUCAUGGUAUAUCCAUGCUAUGAAAUAUAUGACUGUUAGUAAGUUAGACCUAUGUUUAUUGACCUGGAAUUUGCAAUAUGAUAUUAGGGGAAAACAAAUUGCCAGAUGAUUAUGUAUAUCUGUAUAUCCCCAUUUUUCUUUAAUAGAAAAAGGAUGGGACUCAAACCUUUGUAUGACUGUUUGGGUAAACAAAGGAAAGCAUAAGAAAGGAUAUACACCAAACAAUAUUGAUAGCUUUAGGGGAGUGAGAUUUGGAAGGAAAGGGAGAGAUUACUUCUUUACUUACCUAUUUAAAUUGUUAAGGUAAAAAACAAAGGGAACUGACAAGUGGAAAAAUUUGAAAGGGGCAGUAGAAAUGAAGACCUUAAUAUAAAUAGUUUCAGAGACUUGCCCUUAAUUUUAGAACUAAUUUCCAGCAGAAAUCAGUUGAGUCAAGUCAGCUCCUGUACUGAUUUUCUGAGUUUGUUUAUUGUUUAAGUGGAAUGUGUGUGCUUGAUAAUCUCCUUAGAUAUCAGAUUGAUGCCCAAAUUGGUUAAAGUGUAUGGCGCUUUGUAUUUCUCUUUAUUUUGCUAAUAAGCUUUUCCCUUGCUCUGGGAAUUAAAAUCUUUUCCUUUUUAGCCCAAUUAAUUCUGCUAAGGGAAGCCUCUAUGAAAAGCCCCUUCUUUGAGGUCUCUUAAGUGGAAUUGAUUGGUCCUGGAAAUUCUCUCAGUGGCUUUUAAAAUAUUUCAUAAUUAUCGAAGACUUAUUAUGAAGGCUGUCUCCGUAUCUUCCUUCCAGAAUGCUAAGGAAUAAUAUAGGUAACAGUUCAUAUGAAGAUGGCUCGGUCUUUUCACAGACUGAGCACAAUAUUGUUGCAACUUACUUGAUUAUGGCAGGAAUAAUAAGUAUUCUCAGCAACAUAGUAGUUCUGGGUAUCUUCAUUAAGUACAAGGAACUUCGGACGCCCACAAACACAGUCAUUAUCAACCUGGCUGUUACUGAUAUAGGGGUCAGUAGCAUUGGCUAUCCCAUGUCUGCUGCUUCAGAUCUGUAUGGAAGUUGGAAAUUUGGAUAUGCAGGAUGUCAGAUUUAUGCUGGAUUGAAUAUCUUUUUUGGAAUGGCAAGUAUUGGAUUACUCACUGUUGUGGCUGUGGACCGAUACUUGACCAUCUGCCAUCCUGAUGUAGGAAGAAGAAUGACCAUCAAUACUUACAUCAGCAUGAUCUUGGGGGCCUGGAUCAAUGGCUUGUUUUGGGCUUUGCUGCCUGUCACAGGGUGGGCUAGUUAUGCUCCAGAUCCUACUGGUGCCACCUGUACCAUAAACUGGCGGAAAAAUGAUGCAUCUUUUGUUUCUUACACAAUGACAGUUGUUGUGAUAAAUUUUGUUGUGCCCGUGGCAGUGAUGUUUUACUGCUAUUACCACGUCACUCGAUCUAUUAAACGUCGUAAUUCUAGUAAUUGCUCUGAGUAUCUCAACAGAGACUGGUCAGAUCAGGUAGAUGUAACAAAGAUGUCUGUGAUAAUGAUAUUAAUGUUUCUGUUGGCUUGGUCCCCUUAUUCCAUUGUGUGUUUAUGGGCUUCUUUUGGUGACCCAAAGAAGAUUCCACCCUCAAUGGCCAUCAUUGCUCCACUGUUUGCAAAAUCUUCUACCUUCUACAAUCCCUGCAUUUAUGUGGUUGCUAAUAAAAAAUUCCGGACGACAAUGUUUGCCAUGUUAAAAUGUCAGACUCACCAAGCAGUGCCAGUGACGAGUAUUUUACCAAUGAAUGUAUCUGAAAACCCAUUGGCUUCUGGAAGAAUCUGAAAUAAGAGAAAAGCACAUGCUGUCAAAACAUUUUACUUUUGCUUUUUUUUGCAAUACCUUAAUUUUAUUUUAAAUAUUAGCCCAUUUAGAUCAAAUGUAGACAUAGAUUAAUGUCCUAAUGGGACAUUUCUCGGGUGCAGCACAUAGUUCUGUCUGUGCAGUAGCUUCUGUAGUGCCUUUAAAAAUUUUUUUCCUUAUAUGUGAACUUAGGCUUAUGUCCUCUGAUGGAUCUAGGUACAUGAGAUUAAGGUCCAUCCUCAGUUCUCCCUAUCAUAGUGCACAUUACCCCAUAUUGAUAGCAUGGUCACUUGCCUAGAUCCUCCAUUAGAGUAGAAGCAGCUGAUAUCUUAAUGUUAAAGUAAAUUGAUAAUAAUUAACAGUCCUCAAUAAAUAAUUACUGAAACAGUUGUUGGAUAUUCCCAGUUAGAAUAGAAAACAUUUUUAGCAUUUUAAAAUUAAAAAAUUUUAAUGCAAUUAUCUUACGAUAUUUAACAAAAGUAAUUGAAUGAACAUUAAACACUAUUGCUUCUAAGUCACUUAAUGUCAGUCAAUGAACAUAUAUAUAUUUAUGUAUCAGUAUAGCCUCUUUGCAUAUUAGUAUGUCUUCUGCAUUUUUCAAUUACCAUUUUUCUGUGUAUGUACAUACAUUUGCCACUAGAAGUAAGCUCUAUAAAAGUGGGUUUUUUUUUUCUCUGUUGUGUUCUUUGAUGUUUCCUCAGCACCUAGACCCAUUUUGCCUGGCAUAUAGUAGGCACUCAAUAAAUAUUUGUUUAAUAUUAUUAAAUGUUGAAUGAAUUUGUAGACUGCACAUAAUGGCCAUUUUAAAGACCAUUAAGCAUAGCAUGUUAAUAUAACAUUGUUUAAAUUGUCCAUUAUUACUGAGCAUUAAAUUGCUUCCAAUUUUUAACUUCAUGGAUGCACCACUGAGAACAUUUUUUGGAGUGGUGGAUUAUUCAAUUUGAGUUUGUCCUCAGUCUGGAAUUAUUCGAUAAAAAUAAAGUAUUAUUGUUGCUAGCUUGCUCUCUGGAAAGACUGACUUUAAUUUAUUUAUAGUGUUACUGGCAGUAUAUUUUCUCCCCUGUAUUUCUGCUAAUAGUAUGCUUUACCAUUAACUUUUAAACCAUGAAACCAUGAGUUAUAGUAACUUAAAAUCAUUUUGACAUUUCUCUAACUGCUAGUGUGACUGUGUGUCUUAUUUUAAUUCUUUUUUUUCUUUAUUAAAGAAGUUGUGGGUUAACAGA
This is a messenger RNA of Choloepus didactylus (southern two-toed sloth), 4006 nucleotides long. RefSeq names its product retinal pigment epithelium-derived rhodopsin homolog (gene RRH). The transcript is spliced from 7 exons. Gene Ontology annotation, molecular function: G protein-coupled receptor activity. Bases 1761 to 2765 code for a protein of 334 amino acids. Lineage: Eukaryota; Metazoa; Chordata; Mammalia; Pilosa; Megalonychidae. Gene Ontology annotation, biological process: G protein-coupled receptor signaling pathway; visual perception. The record is from RefSeq and is a predicted model, not a curated record. Gene Ontology annotation, cellular component: membrane; photoreceptor outer segment.